This is a messenger RNA of Pseudomyrmex gracilis, 2945 nucleotides long. Its product is annotated as actin-like protein 6B. Lineage: Eukaryota; Metazoa; Arthropoda; Insecta; Hymenoptera; Formicidae. Gene Ontology annotation, cellular component: SWI/SNF complex; NuA4 histone acetyltransferase complex. The transcript is spliced from 6 exons. The record is from RefSeq and is a predicted model, not a curated record. Gene Ontology annotation, molecular function: chromatin binding. Gene Ontology annotation, biological process: regulation of transcription by RNA polymerase II; nervous system development. The coding region runs from base 32 to 1297 and encodes 421 amino acids.
GGCAUGCGCCAGUCCUCUCCCUUCAGGUACUAUGAGCGGUGGUGUCUACGGUGGUGACGAGGUAGGUGCUAUUAUCUUCGACGUCGGACACCAGAGCCUCCGCGUGGGAUAUGGCGGCGAGGACACGCCAAAAGCUGAGAUCCCGACGACCUUCGGGGUGUGGGAGGAACCCGCCGAUCCCGUUGGGGUCGAUUGUAACAACGUCACCAGGAAGCACUACAACAUCGAUGUCACGGCUAUCCAAGUGCGAAAGAAAGAUAUGGAGAUAGUGAGCCUGAUGAAAGACGGCAUGAUCGAGGACUGGGAUAUGUUCGAGCGGUUAACCGAAUACACUUACAAGCAGCGACUGCAUGCCUUAGCCGAACAUCAUCCGGUCUUGAUGACCGAGUGUCCUUGGAACACAAGAUUGAAGCGUGAGAAGUUACUAGAGCUGAUGUUCGAGAAGUUCAAUGUACCGGCCAUGUACAUCUGUAAAAACGCCGUGCUGGCCGCUUAUGCUAACGGCAGAUCUACGGCGAUGGUUGUGGACAGCGGUGCCACGCAUACUAGCGCGGUACCGGUUCAUGAUGGUUCCGUCAUCACCCAAGGGAUUGUUAAAAGUCCUCUGGGUGGCGAUUUCAUCACCAUGCAAUGUAGACAGUUCUUCGAGGAAAAAGAUAUCGAACUGGUACCGGCUUGUCUUGUUGCUAGUAAAGAUGUAGUACGAGAAAGAGAUCCACCUCGUUGGACAAAACGACCAGGACCGCAACCAACGUCUUCCUGGCUAAGCUACAUGGUACGAGAGUUACUGCAGGAUUUUCAGAUGAACGUUUUGCAAGUAUCCGACAGUCCAUACGACGAGGAUGUGGCGAAUACUUUGCCUAUGAAACAUUAUGAAUUUCCAACUGGUUACAAUGACGACUUUGGUUCUGUAAGGCUCAUGAUACCGGAAGCGCUUUUCGAUCCUAGCAACGUGAAAGGUGUGGGUGCGAGCAUUUUGGGAGUUGGUCCUCUAGUCACCACGAGUGUCGGAAUGUGCGAUAUGGACAUCAGACCGAGUUUAUACGGCAGCGUCGUGGUGACCGGCGGCAAUUCCUGUCUUCAAGGUUUCAGUGAAAGACUGAAUCGAGAUCUAGCCAGCAAGACCCCGCCGAGCAUGAGACUGAAAAUAAUUAGCGCAAACAGCUCAAGCGAGCGUCGUUUUGGCGCUUGGAUUGGUGGCUCGAUCCUCAGCUCCUUGGGCUCGUUUCAACAAAUGUGGCUGUCACGUCAGGAAUACGAAGAAUCCGGUAAACUUAUCUUAGAAAGAUGCGCUUAAGUUUUUAAAUAAAUGACGAUAUCCUUCUUCUAAGGUACAAAAUUUUUACAAAAUAAUCGGAUGAUCUAUUCUCAGCUAACUGUGAACUCUAUUUUAUAUAUUUGUAUAACGACUGUAAACUAUUUUCUGUAACUCUAUUUUAUAUAUUUCAAAUUUAAGAAAUAGUUUCUUAAACAUACGAUCAAGAGUUUUGAAAGACUCGAAUUUACGAAGAAAUUGUUUAGGAACUUAGUUUUUUAAAUAUCUUUAUUCGGCAUCUUCUCAAUAUUUGUCUUGUUCGAGAUAAUAAUCACGCGCGUAAUUAAAGAAAAUUAGCUUAACGGUUUUUUCAUAGCAGUUCGAUAGCAAACACCAAUCAAACGUCUUACGCGAGAAUUAGAAACGAGUUACGUAAGACCUGAUGUAAGGUAAAGAAAGUGGAGAGAGAGAGAUGCUAGUUUGUGCUAAAUAUCAGUUGUCUUAUUGCUUUUUCAUAAGACAUUAUACAGCUGUUACAACAGCUUAAAUAAAAGAGAUGUACAAUUAUGUAAAUAGUCUACAUAAAAUUUUGGUGUUUUUCAAAGUUUUUACUCAUUUAUACACUCUUUAUAUAUACACUCUUUGUAAAUUUUUUAUCUUUUACAGAGUGAGUAUAUCCAAAGGUUAAAACAAUGUAUGACGAAGUUACGCACAAUUGUAUGUCUUUUUUCACUCUCGCUAAAAACACUCAUUAAAAUCUUUAACUGUUGCAUCUCCCUCCGCUCUAAUAAUGACGGUGCGACGUAAAGCCGUCCUUUUGAGCAACAAUCAUCAAACGCAUUUUAAAAAACGCUUAGAAUUUUACUGUGCGAAAGCAUUUUUUAAUAAGACGACGAAUCAUGCUCUCUCGUGUAAAUUUUGAAAAAUAAUUUUUUAUAUACAAAAAAUUAACACAGUGUUUCCGAGGAACUCAUUGUGAUUGUGAAUAGCAUUGAUCAGCAACAUUUUGUGUAACUCGCAUAUGUCGCGAGCAAAUAUUUGAUCGACAACUCGCUUAGAUGUCAAUGUUAAAUAGGCACAUAAACGUAACAAACAGCUUACAAGGAUACACAGUUCCUAAUCACUUCAAGAAUCUUCCAUCGUAUUUUAGAAAAAAAAACCACUUGCCAUUAAAAAGAAGUCCAUAUAUAUAUAAAAAUAAACAUAAAUAGAUACAACAUAAACUAUCGAAACAGGUUGUCAUAUUAGAUUUUUAUUUCGCUGCAAACAGAAUAUACUCGCUUUACAUCGAGAGACAAUAUAAGUGUACGUUAAACUACAUUACAAACCUAUAUUUGCUAUACGUUAUCCUCGAAAAGCGAUCACUAAAUAAAUGUAGUAAGUAUAAUAUCACUAGAGCACCACAUGUAUUCACUAUUUACAUCCUGUUGAAUACAGAAAUUGGUAUCGGUUUUAUCGCGUGCGAAUUUUGUUAUCAUUAAAAGACUGUAUUUUGAUGUAAAAAGUAAUGGUGCUUAAGCACUAAUGAGAAAAUUGCUAAACGUACAAGAAUGUGACAGUUCAAAAGAGCAUCAACUCAAAUUUUUAUGCAUAAUCAACUCUGAUUAAUAUAUCGCUCAAGAUUAUUAUUUUUUCAAAAAAAGGAAAAGAGAAGACGCUAUAUUUAUUUACUCUCUUAUAUUUUAUCAUA